Messenger RNA from Ostrinia furnacalis (Asian corn borer), 495 nucleotides. RefSeq names its product chorion class CB protein M5H4-like. The record is from RefSeq and is a predicted model, not a curated record. Gene Ontology annotation, cellular component: egg chorion. NCBI's taxonomy places the organism in Eukaryota, Metazoa, Arthropoda, Insecta, Lepidoptera, Crambidae. Gene Ontology annotation, molecular function: structural constituent of egg chorion. The coding region runs from base 1 to 495 and encodes 164 amino acids. The transcript has 2 exons. Gene Ontology annotation, biological process: multicellular organism development; chorion-containing eggshell formation.
AUGGCAGCUAAAAUUGUGCUGGUUCUUUGCGCUCAAGCUCUUCUUAUUCAGGCUGCGUUCUCCCAAAUAGUAACUGGCAACUCGGCGUUUGGCAGCGGCGUUUCUAACGCAUACGGGUUCGGCAGCGGCUUCGGCGCCAUUUUGAACGCUGGCGCAUCUGGUAGCUCCAUUGGAAGCGGCAUUUCUGGCAUUGGCAGCUCCGUUUCUGGACCGCAAAGUCUUACUGUAGCCUCAGGAGGCCCACUGCUCGUGACCAGUAUCUCGCCUAUUGGACCCAGUGGCUUGGCGGUUGCUUCAGAGCACGCAAUCGAAGGAAUCUUGACUGUGAGUGGCCAGUUGCCUUACUUGAGCGCUGUGGCCUUCGAAGGCGCCUUGCCGACUUCUGGCUCGGGCGUGGCCACUUGCGGUUGCGGCAAUGGAGAGGUUGGCAUCGUGAGCGAAGGCCUCCCUGCCAUUCAGCCAGCCAACGCUGGCAGAAUUGGCCGUAGAUUGUAA